Styela clava is the source of this 321-nucleotide messenger RNA. The record is from RefSeq and is a predicted model, not a curated record. Lineage: Eukaryota; Metazoa; Chordata; Ascidiacea; Stolidobranchia; Styelidae.
AUGACGAGACAAAGAGAAAGCAAAGAAUAUAGUGACUUCGCAAUUAUGGUUGGUGAUAAAGAAAUACCAGCACACAGGAAUGUUCUGUCAGCAGGAUCAGAUUACUUUCGUGCAAUGUUGUCUCAUGAAAAUGUUGAAAGUAGAACUGGUAUUGUGACAAUGCAACAAGUUCAGUACUCAAGCGUAAAAACUUGCAUCGAUUAUAUUUAUACUGGUAAUAUUCUCACUCAUGAUGAAGAAGAUUGCGAGCAACUUAUGCACACCGCGUUUAUGAUGCAAAUAAAGGAGUUAGCUUUAUCAGCCGGUAAGGAAUUCUUGUAA